Ixodes scapularis (black-legged tick) is the source of this 1056-nucleotide messenger RNA. Its product is annotated as carbohydrate sulfotransferase 13-like. NCBI's taxonomy places the organism in Eukaryota, Metazoa, Arthropoda, Arachnida, Ixodida, Ixodidae. The record is from RefSeq and is a predicted model, not a curated record. Gene Ontology annotation, biological process: carbohydrate biosynthetic process. Bases 1 to 1056 code for a protein of 351 amino acids. Gene Ontology annotation, cellular component: membrane. The transcript is spliced from 2 exons. Gene Ontology annotation, molecular function: sulfotransferase activity.
AUGGGUUAUCGUCUUUGUAACAUGCAAGGUGUGAUGGACCAACCUGAAGCAGAGGGAACCGUAAAGCCAGCAUUCCAAUGGCGGUGUCGUGCCUCGAAUGACGGUUUGGUGGAAGCCAGUCAAGCGGUCCCGCGCCUCUUAUCGAUGACCAUGGUUGCACGCUCAAAAGCGAGUGGACCUCCGUACCUGGCAAAAUGGUCGCCGCAAGAAGGCUGGCUGACUUCCAGACGUAGCGACGAUGACUUCGCAUCCAGAGCAAAAAGAAUCAACGAAGUGUGUCGCAAGUACCAAGUGACCUUGGUGGAUCGCAACUUCAGCUACGAACGGCCCGACCUGUGCCACAUCACAAGAUGUCGCAUCAUCAUCGACCCCGCAAGGAAAGUCGGCUACUCCUUCAUCAGCAAGGUUGCAUCCACCACUGUGAAGACCAUCUUCGGGCUCCUGCUCAACAUCAGCAACACGCCAAAUACAGUUGACAGCUUUCACAGGACAUUUCAUGAGCAGGUCCGCACAGUCUCACCCAUGACGUUCCUACAGAGGAGCAACGAGGAGCGCUACACAACCGCCAUGUUCGUGAGGCAUCCCUUCGAGAGGCUUGUAUCCGCUUACGUGGACAAGGCACUAGGCCCACGUGCUGUCAUGGUCUAUUUUUACGAGCGCUACUGGAACGACGUGCCUGGCGUCAGGGCAACGGAUCGGAACUUGACCUUCCCGGAGUUCGUUGAUUACAUACUGAAUCAAAGAGUGAACGAGAUGGACCCUCAUUGGGCUCCGUACUACGUGACGUGUCAGCCUUGUGUCGUCAAAUAUGAGGUCGUCGGAAAGCUGGAGACAGCAAACAGGGACUUUGCGCUGUUCUUUGAAGCACUAGGUGUUCGGCCGGAGGACAUUCCGCAUAAAAACAACGGUGGCGACCACUGGUUCCGCAAAUCUGCCCGAGAGUUUUUUAAAGAGCUCACUUUACAUCAUGUGAUGCGUUUAUAUGAGCGGUUCUUCUUCGACUUCGAGAUGUUCGGGUACGACUUCAGGGACUAUCUGCACUCAGAGUGUACGUGA